CGACGGGACCGCAAUGAAGAGAUAAAUAGAAGGCUUAUCUAUUUAUUUUAAAGUAUUAAAGGUCCCGGUCGUUGAGCAGUGAGGGGGGGCAGCCGGCCUGGACUGCUGCUGACGCGCUCGUCUGCUUGAAAGGGCUGCUGAGAACAAUAAUGGAUGAGACCUGUCAGUAGCACUUGAUGAAGAUUUGGCUUGACUCUUCAAACUGAGCUAUGGAGGGUAGUGAUGAUGUGUCUGUAACCAUGACGCAGCCCCAGGCUGAUGUGUGCGCCGCCGACGUGGGAGGAGGAGAAAUCCCCAGUAAAGCGGAGGAUGGAGUGAAUCCACCCGUUCCUGCUGAUUCCUGCGGGAGCAGCGCGACAGGACUGAGCAAAGGAGGGCUCUCGAGCCUGGUGGAGCCUCCUGCUCCCUCGGUGGUGAGUCCCACUGCUGAAUCUCCGGGAGGCGUGGCGCUUAAAGUCGCCACGACUGUGCUACACCCGGUGUGCCUGGGAGAGAGCCCGCUGAUGCUGCCCAUCCACCUGCAGAUGGCCGGAGCAGCCGGGCCUCAGCUCGGCCAAAUGGGGGCGGCGCCGUACCUGAUAACGAGCCAAAGCCCGGUUUCUCUUCCCCUGGUCUUGGAUCAGCAGGUCAUCCAGCACAUGAGUCCCUCGGUGAUUCCUCAGACCGCUAACUGCCCUCAGCUGCCGCUCCAGAACAACGUCCUGUGUCAGAACCCUCUGACGUUUGGUUUACCUCCAGCUGUGGAUCAGAAGUCGGCGGGACAGACGCAGGACGCUAACCUGCUCUCCCUCCUGCAGAACCCGGCUUUUGCAGCCAUCUUGCAGGAUCUCUUCCCCUCCCAGGCAGGCUCGUCAACCUGUCAGUCACCGGGCUCCACUUUCUUCCCACUGCCUCCCCUCACGCCUCCCUACACCUCCCCUCUUGCCCCGUUAGUCCCUCCUGCCACCCUCCUAGUCCCCUACCCUGUCAUCAUCCCCCUGCCAGUGCCUCUGCCAGUCCCUCUUCCCAUCCCCAUCCCCGUCCCUCAGACCGAGGACUCAAAGGGGAACAUGCCAAAACCUGUUUGCACUGUGAGUAAAAGCACUCAGACUUCUCCAAAAGAUACUACCUCUCCGUCGUUGUCUUCGAGCAGAUGCGUUGCAUCGUUCCAGCACCAAAACGUGUCCCCGUCUUCGCUUCCUCUGGAUGAAGGACAGGUUCUGGACCUUUCUGUCAGAGCGUGCCCAGUUGAACUAAAGCAGGAGUACCCGAGUCCGCAGCAGGACAGUGUGCUCGACUUGUCAGUGCCUGGAGUGAGGAAGAAGUGUGUUCAGUCAGACAGAGAAGUAGCUUUCCAUUCCGGCCCAGAUGCUGGUGGUACGUCUUUGUCUCUGGGGGUUGAAUGCACUCAGAGUUUGGAUUCCAAACUCCUGGGCAGCCUGGCCUCGCUGGAGUUCAGCCGGCAGCAUAAGUGGGUGGUUGACAGCAGUGCCGGUGGGUCUAGUUCUCGGAGUCAGGAGGCGUCUCUAAGUGGAGCCGGAAACCUUGAGAUAGUCAGCACCUCGCAGACGGCCAAGGUCAUCGUCUCGGUGAAGGACGCCAUUCCUGCCAUCCUCUGCGGAAAGAUAAAAAGCCUUUCGGGAGUCUCCACCAAGAACUUUUCCAUCAAACGGGACGGCAGCCAGGGGGCGUCUCUGCAGCAGUUCUACGGGGUGUCGUCGGCGGCCAAGGGGGAGCCGCACGACCCCAACAGCCAGCUCAAAAAGGUUCCCAAGAACAGGGCCAUCAAACUGAAGAAGGUGAGCUCGCAAGAGAUCCAUUUCCUUCCCAUGAAGAAGCAGAGACUCGCAGCGCUGCUACCCAGGAAGUGAAAGUCCUCGGCGGAUUAAUAGCCGGACCGCGCUCUGGUAAUCCCUCCGGAGCGAGUAACAUAUAACACAUGUGAGGACAUUCGGUAAUCAGACUCAUAAACGUCCAAUCAAAGCUCAGAGUUUGGCUCCAAAUGUUGCUUUUGAGUGAGGCUCAUGAAUGUGUGACAGUGUGACGCAGCCGCUGCAGAAAUGCUUUCCACUGGACUCUUCUGGAUUGCUGUGUUUUAUUGUAAUGCACUACUCUACAGCGUUCUGGUAAACCAGAGAUGUUUGUGUGUAUGGCAGCUUAAUGGGCUCUCCGUGUGGCUUUGGAGCUCGUCUUUAUGAACCGGAGACGUUGAAGAACAUUUUUUGACUUCAUAAUUACAGCAAAGACACAUGGGUUCCAUUUUUUCCAUUAUGGAUCAUGGUUUGUUUCCACAUGUAGUUUUUAUUUAAGUGCACUGAAGAGCUAAAAAAAACCCCUGAUAGUUGAGGUUCUCAGUGUUCAGAGCAGAGCAGGACGCACUGGCAGGACGUGACCGAGACUGUUAAAACAUGUCCCAUCAUCGGAAAUUCCCAUAGUCAUCAGUAGCUCAGCGGAGCCAUUCAUUCUCCUCUGAUUGGUAGGGAUUUAGCCUGACAGGCUAAUAAUGACUUGGCAGGGCCUGAGCCACAAUUUCAUUCUAAUGAAUGUUGGCAACGGCCGUCUGUCACGGCAAAAUAUCUUGUUAUUUGUUCAACAGCAGGGAAAAAAGAGAUUACUAGUCUUACUUGGUCAGUCCAAACACGAGGAAAGUCUUUCUGGAGAAGAGCUAUGUUUGUAGCUGGCUGAAUUAAUCCGUUUUAAUUCGGCAGUGCUUUGAAACGCGAGACAAAUCUGAGAAAACACUUCAGAGCAAGUGUAGAAAAGACCAGAACCCGCUGCUGUUUCCAUGAACACGAUGAUGAAGUGAAUCCAGGUGGAAGUGUUAAUGUUGAGCUCACCUGUUAGAUCACCUGAAAAUGUGAAGGGCAGGUACGGUGAUGGGAACAGGCAGAUUAAAGAAGAAAGGAUCAAAGGUUUUCUUGGCGUUAGUGAGAGAAAAUACUGUUUGUGUACUGAAGUGUGUUAUUAGUCUGUUAUUAGAAUGAGUAUUGAUAAGACUCCCUCCUCUCUCUAUUUAUCAAACUUGUCUGUGUAAAACAUGAGUUCCGAGUGAUUUGAUAUCAUAGAUUCUUCCUUUUUUUCCACAAACAAACACAAAACUCGGCAGGUGGGUUAUAAUUUCCACCUACUGCUCAAUCGCCACAUUGUGCUUCACCUCUAGGGGGCGCCACUAUCUCAUAAUCGGCUUCAUGGAGUCAUACAAAAGCUGAUUUGCAGUGAAUGCAUAAAGUUUUUAAGAAGUAGCCAUGGCUUGUUACAAUAGUUUUAAAUCACAUUCCAUACUACAAAAAACAAAAGCCCCCACUUCCAAUAAACCUCAAUUCAGAAGUCCAUCACUCCAUAUUGCUCAAAAUGAGGAAAAUCCAUUAACAUCUCCAGUUGAUCUCCACAAGUCUUCAUUCAAAUGCUGCUGAAACUGACAGAGACAUUCUUUGGAUACCAGACAUCCCAUGUUUUGAAUGCUCUUCAGAUUCGUCACAUGACAAAUCCACCGUGACGUUCAGUGUCUUCGUGUAAUUAGUGCCGCAAGCUCAACGUUUGAUGCUGCAGCCAAAACCAGCAGAAUGAAUUGUGAGUUUUGUUACCAACAUUUUGACCGUUGGAAGCAUUUGAGGUUAAACAGACAAAAAAUACCCCAGUUUUGCACAUGUGAUGUCAUUGCUUCAGCUUGUGACGAGGUGCGUGGAGAACCACGCCCUCCAGUGGUGCAGUGAGGAAGUCGCCUUCUCUGAGGACGCAAAGGUCCAGGGUUUGACUCCUCAGAUGGAAAAACUCCCACUUUCAUGUGCAAAUUCAUGCAUGUGCAUGUGGAGUGUUUUCAUAACCUGCCUGGACCCCGAUCAUUGUGGCUUUUUUUUAAAUUAUUGUUCUUAUUGUGGAGCAUGGUCCUUUUUUUUUCCUGUCCCAUGAUUAUGAUCAGAGUUGUGAAUGUGAGAGUAUUGUUGUGUGUCAGUUUAUUUAUCCUAUUGAGUGCACUUUGUCAUAGUUUAGUUGAAAACAUUACAGGGUGUUAUUACCUUUUCUACUAAAACUGUGUUGCCCGUUUGUGAUGAUAGCAUUUAUGAAAUCUGUGAAUCGUAGGCCAAGAACUAUUAACAGAACCGCAGACUGCCCGGACGAACAAACGAGGGAUGGAAAACACCCAGAAGCUCCACUUUUUACCACUUCUUUAUUUUUAUUGAUGUACUUCAGCUACUCGUGUCGGCAGUCCAGUCAACAUGGAGCUCUUUGGUUCAGCAGUUUGAACGGAUCACUUUGAUCGUGCAGGACUUCACCCUAAUUUAUUGUUUGUACAACGUUUAUUUAUACAGUCUGUAUAUAAACUGGACGGUCGGUCAGGAGACAAAGUGUGACUGGAUAUAAAGACAGCGUCCUUUGUGUCUCCUGAAGCACUUUUUGCUUCUGAAAGCUGUUUUAAUUAAGACGUCAGUGACGAAACACCAGAUGAGAUGUGCUGGCAGUUAAAUGUUUGCUUACUGUACAGUAUGUGUGCUUUUUAUAUGGAAGUGAACUAAAAUCUCCAAGGUCUGAAUUUGUGU
Molecule: messenger RNA, 4517 nt
Organism: Chelmon rostratus (copperband butterflyfish)
Lineage: Eukaryota; Metazoa; Chordata; Actinopteri; Chaetodontiformes; Chaetodontidae
Product: retinoic acid-induced protein 2-like
Exons: 2
Coding region: 210-1850 (546 amino acids)
Biological process (GO): animal organ development
Cellular component (GO): nucleus
Source: RefSeq, a predicted model, not a curated record